ACUGGUGCUGCUACCGAUUUCACCUUGCGGUGGUCCUGGGAUAGUUCUAGAGAAGUGCCAGACUGAAGCCCACGGCGAAAGUUCACUGCCUUCCCCUUUAAGGUGGAACCGGUGGCUCAUGAGUUAGUUGUUCCAGACCUCCCCUUGCCAAAGGCCCAAGCCCUCAAGGGACAGUACAAAGGCGGCGAGGCAAGGGAAGCAGGACUACCGGGAGGAGCAGGAUGAGGCCGCCAGGAGCUUCAGGUCCAUGCUGCUGCUAACUCUUGGCCCUAGAGUUUGGCCCAGGCUCUCUCAGCUCAAACCUGGAGUCCUCCUUAGGAGCUCAGGAAGUGAAACCUUAUAUGUAAAGUCCCGGUGCUUGUCAGGGCAGGGGCAGCCCCAAGGCCCUGGGCUACGAACUAGGCUGCUGGUCACUGCCUUGUUUGGGGCUGGGCUGGGCUGGGCAUGGUUGGAGGCCAGAGCUGAGAAGGAACGGUGGCGGCAACAGCAACGAACAGAGGCCCUGCGUCAGGCUGCUGUGGGUCAGGGCAACUUCAGCCUACUAGACCACCAAGGCCAGCCUCGGUGCAAGGCUGACUUCCGAGGUCAGUGGGUGCUGAUGUACUUUGGAUUCACUCACUGCCCUGAUAUCUGCCCUGAUGAGCUAGAGAAGCUGGUGCAAGUGGUGCAGCAACUAGAGGCAGAACCUGACCUGCCCCUAGUGCAGCCUGUCUUCAUCACUGUGGACCCUGCACGGGAUGAUGUGGCAGCCAUGGCCAGGUAUGUGCAGGACUUCCACCCAAGACUGCUGGGUCUGACUGGUUCUGCAGAACAGGUGGCCCAGGCUAGCCGUAGCUACCGUGUAUACUACAGUGCUGGCCCCAAGGAUGAGGACCAGGAUUAUAUUGUGGACCACUCCAUUGCCAUCUACUUGCUCAACCCAGAUGGUCUCUUCACUGACUACUAUGGUCGGAGCAGAACAGCAGAACAGAUUGUAGACAGUGUGCGGCAGCACAUGGCUGCUUUCCACAGCACUCUGCCCUGAAUCACUUCUACCCGGGACCCUGUCAUUAAAUGGAUAUACUUA
This is a messenger RNA of Nannospalax galili (Upper Galilee mountains blind mole rat), 1066 nucleotides long. It is a transcript of the gene Sco2, whose product is annotated as protein SCO2 homolog, mitochondrial. NCBI's taxonomy places the organism in Eukaryota, Metazoa, Chordata, Mammalia, Rodentia, Spalacidae. Gene Ontology annotation, cellular component: mitochondrial inner membrane. Gene Ontology annotation, biological process: intracellular copper ion homeostasis; mitochondrial respiratory chain complex IV assembly. The record is from RefSeq and is a predicted model, not a curated record. The transcript has 2 exons. Gene Ontology annotation, molecular function: copper chaperone activity; copper ion binding. The coding region runs from base 248 to 1024 and encodes 258 amino acids.